CGUCAUUGUUCAUAACUAUCUUUUAUCAUUUUUAUCGUCUUUGAAAAUCAUUCUAUUAACUUGACAAAAUGGCUCUCGCUCAUCGUUUAUUCCAAGACGCUUUGAAUGACAUACAACGUGCUAUGGAUGUCUUUGAGCAACCUUUGUUCACUCGUCAUCUGUCCAAUCCGCUCACGGGUAGUAUCAAAUUUGAUACUGUCACUCCAUCACAUUUCGAUAAGCUUCUCGCUAGUAAACCUCACCCUCCUACAGACUUGAAAGAAACGUCUGACGGGUAUGAAUUGCAUGCAGAAGUUCCUGGUUAUGAUAAGAAAAAUAUCAAGAUAGAAAUGCCCGAUAGUCGUACCCUGAUUCUUAGUGGCUCUAUGGAAAAGGAGCAUGAGCAAAUUGGCAAGACUGCUACAACAGUAAAAGGACAAGCUAACGAAAAAGACAGCCAUGAUGAAGCAACAAAAAAAGCAAAAUCAAUGCAACAAGAUCAUCUAAACAAUGGUCAAGAAGUCCUACAGAAGGAGCAGGCUGAUGUUGCUGAAGAACAGGUACAGUCACCUGAAUGGUGGAUCAAUGAAAGGGUCUAUGGAUCUUUCAAAAGAACAUUCAAUUUCCCACAUCCUGUGGACCAAGAUAAGGUCAAGGCAACUUAUGAAAAUGGUAUUCUCAAGAUCGUUGUUCCAAAAAUGACUAAAGGUUUCUCAAAACUCAUUGACAUUGAUUAAAUAUAUAUAUAUGUAUAUAAAAAUCAAAAAGAUUAUACCUUCAUUUAUCAUUAUCAGUCUAUUUUUCCAUAUUCUAUUUAUACUGUAUCCGCCUUUACGUGUUAGUAGUUUAUUAAAUAAAAAAAGCAGCUGUUGAAACCUUUUGAUGCAGAUCAAAUUACACGGAAAAUGGACAGUGACUAGUCGGAUAUUCUGGACUGUUUGCACACAAAUUUCUGAUUUGAAAUUGCUAAAUCCCAAUUCAUUUUUCUUUUACAAGCAU
This is a messenger RNA of Mycotypha africana, 978 nucleotides long. Its product is annotated as HSP20-like chaperone. The transcript has a single exon. Gene Ontology annotation, biological process: response to salt stress; response to hydrogen peroxide; protein folding. NCBI's taxonomy places the organism in Eukaryota, Fungi, Mucoromycota, Mucoromycetes, Mucorales, Mycotyphaceae. The annotation marks the transcript as partial. The record is from RefSeq and is a predicted model, not a curated record.